UUUUUUUCAUGUUUAAAUUUAACUUUCUAAUUUCUAUAAGAAAAUUACUUUCUAAUCUUCUUAUCUUUUCUUCGAUUGCACGUUUGAGCCGACAAUUACUCAAGCUUUCAAACAUCCUGGCCUCUAUAUUCGGUUCCUUCCUGCAGCUAAGAUUCCAAUCAGCGGAGGCCUCCCCGUUCGACACACACAGGCUUCACAUCUUGGCAAUUUUCAUUGUCAUCGUCAUCUAUGCCGUAUCACUGGGAAUCGAAAUCCAACUCGAAGCUGACGGUUCAGAUUGGCUGGCGGUUGUGAGCACAAUCUCCCUCCUCACCGGAUCUCUAGCUCUGAUCCUGCUGCUUUUGAUCAUCGAGCCUUACGUUGGAUGGCCGUUGUUUAUCGUAUGGUUCUUGUACUUUGUAAAGCUGGCUUGCGAAUCCUAUAAUAAGAUCCGUGAUUCAAUUGUGUCUAAAGUCAAGCGUGCAGCUGACUUUCUGAAAUCCCAAUUCAACCCCAAUAGCAAUCAGAACGGAGAUGCAAGCCAGCCUCAGCCUACUACUGUUUAAUCGGUGAUUCCUUGUCUUCUUGUUCUUCCUUCCCCUGCUCUUUCUCCUACCCCUCCCUUAAUUUCCAUCUAAUCUAAAGAUCCAAGCAGAAUCAGUAGCAAGAAAACGCACUCCACUUUUCCCAGCGUGGUUGCUGACGGUGUUGAAUGUUUCUCCAAAAUCUUUGCUUUCACCAAUUGUUGAUUCUCUUGUAGAUCUUAUACUUGUAAAUCAGGAUCAUUUGAGGCAAAUUGGAUUUGAUUUUUUUUUAGAUUUAAUUAUGAUUUGAUUUUUUAUAAUGAAAUUCUUAUAGAAAA
Rubroshorea leprosula is the source of this 841-nucleotide messenger RNA. The record is from the annotation of a GenBank genome assembly. Lineage: Eukaryota; Viridiplantae; Streptophyta; Magnoliopsida; Malvales; Dipterocarpaceae.